Molecule: messenger RNA, 394 nt
Organism: Meriones unguiculatus (Mongolian gerbil)
Lineage: Eukaryota; Metazoa; Chordata; Mammalia; Rodentia; Muridae
Product: cytochrome c oxidase subunit 6B1
Exons: 3
Coding region: 6-266 (86 amino acids)
Cellular component (GO): mitochondrial inner membrane; mitochondrion; respiratory chain complex IV
Source: RefSeq, a predicted model, not a curated record
GCACCAUGGCUGAAGACAUCAAGACUAAAAUCAAGAACUACAAGACCGCCCCCUUUGACAGCCGCUUCCCAAACCAGAACCAGACCAAGAACUGCUGGCAGAACUACCUGGACUUUCACCGUUGUGAGAAGGCAAUGAACGCAAAGGGGGGUGACGUCUCCGUGUGUGAGUGGUACCGGCGUGUGUACAAGUCCCUCUGCCCCAUAUCAUGGGUCUCAGCCUGGGAUGACCGCAUUGCAGAAGGCACAUUUCCUGGGAAGAUCUGACCUGGCCUGCCCACCUCUCCCCUGUUCUCUUUCCCCCCCGAUAGUGAAGGGGCACCUGGGUAUGUGAUGGUCCCUACCCCGGGACCCUGAAUCAUGAUGCGACUGCUAAUAAAAACUCUGGAAAAGUU